Messenger RNA from Hypomesus transpacificus, 1130 nucleotides. It is a transcript of the gene tnni4a, whose product is annotated as troponin I4a. The transcript has 8 exons. Gene Ontology annotation, cellular component: troponin complex. Bases 125 to 652 code for a protein of 175 amino acids. NCBI's taxonomy places the organism in Eukaryota, Metazoa, Chordata, Actinopteri, Osmeriformes, Osmeridae. The record is from RefSeq and is a predicted model, not a curated record. Gene Ontology annotation, biological process: muscle contraction.
CUCAGAGGGGGAACACAACCCAUAAAUCAAUCAUUCAUAUUCACAAACAGCUUUCUGCUAUCCAACAUCACGGCAAAGCUCACACUGGUUUCUUUCUCUACAGGGACCCUAGCCCAGCACAGCCAUGUCUGAAGGACCGAAAAAAAACAAGUACUCAGCAACCCGCAGGCUACUACUGAAGACCAAACUAUUGAAAAAGGCAGACAGCUUGUUGGUGGAGGAGGCGCAGAGACAAAUCGAAGAGAGAGAAACCACCCUAAAAGAGAAAGCUCCGCCCCUCAAACUAUCCGGCCUAUCCGUACAAGAGCUCCAGGACCUGUGUAAGGAUCUGCACCAGAAGAUUGACGUUGUGGAUGAGGCUCGCUACGAUAUAGAAGUAAAGGUGGCCAAGAAUGACAAAGAGAUUGAGUCACUGAGCCAGAAGAUGUUUGAGCUCAAGGGACGUAAACGACCUAACCUUAAGAGGGUGAAGAAGUCAGCUGAUGCUGUACUGGGGGCUCUGACUGAAACCAAGUCCAUGAAAGCAGACUUCAAGGCAAAGCUGAAGACUGUGAAGAAAGAGGAGGAGAAGAAAGAGGAGACUGACUGGCGUAAGAACGUGGAAGCCUUGUCAGGGAUGGAGGGCAGGAAAAAGAUGUUUGCUGCACAGUAAGAAACACCAGACCAAGAAGAACCUGUUUGAGCGUGACUUGGGGACAUGGCCAGCAGCCACCCUAUCAUUCAUCUCUUGUAGGAGUUUACCAAAAUAAAACAUGCUGUGCUGUGAGGAUUAUGAAGUGUUUUAAAAUGCAGAGGAUGUGAGAGACUGACAGAACGAAGCAAAACUUUUUGUAACAAAAUGUCUGUGGGAGAAGUUGUGAUUUUUAUUUCGCUGAGAGUUUUCUGCUUAUUUUUGGUUGUGGAUAUUACAGUGGACUGACCAUGUGGAACAACCUAAUAUUGUACUUUCAACAUAUCAUUUGUGUAAAUACAUUUGAUUUAGUCUGACGCCAAGCAAUCGUUAUGUGAAGAAUCAAUAUGUGUGUGUGCCUGUGUCAUAGAUAUUUAUCAUUGAUUGUCUUUCAUUUGAUCCAUAAACAUGAUGUAACUAAGCAUUGUGUAAAAAAACAAUAAACUUCAUAGCCUCUGUA